CUUUUUAUUUUUUAUUUAUAAAGUUGUUCUGUAUUUACUUUCCAGAAAUGGUUUUCACUGUAUAGUAGCAAUCAUAGUUCUAAAUCGUUACCAUGUCUGGGUAUCUCCGAAUAUUUUAUAAUGUUUUAACCGGCGCUGAAGACCUCAAGAAGCAAAUAGAUUUAAUGGCUGGCGUUUUGAUCGGCGUUUCACCGAUUAUACAUCUUAUAAUUGUGUCCGGUAUUAAUGCUCCUUAUGGAAGAUAUACCUCUUCAAGUUGGGGACUUCCUAUCAAUUCCAAGCUUGCUUGGUUUUUGCAGGAACUGCCAGCAUUUUUAAUUCCAGUGUUUUCUUACUUCACCAUGACGUCAUCCAACGUUUCCACGCCAGCCUUGAUAUUGUUGUCUGUAUUUCUUCUACAUUAUUUCAAUCGAACUUUUAUCUAUUCACAAAAAAUCCGGGGUGGAAAACCGACCCCCAUCCUUAUUUUCCUUAUGGCGAUGUUUUUCUGCAUUUGUAAUGGAUAUAUGCAGUCUGUGUUCUUGCUUCAAAUUUCAAAUUAUCGCGAGGAAUAUUUAUUUGAAUGGAACUUUGUUGUUGGACUGAUUUUAUUUUUCCUCGGGAUGUACAUUAACUUGGAAUGCGACUCAAUUUUAAGAAAUCUUAGGAAAGAAGGGGAAAAAGGUUAUAAAAUACCAACGGGAAACAUGUUUAAUUAUGUAACUGGUGGAAAUUUGUUCGGAGAAUCUUUAGAAUGGUGUGGUUGGGGGUUGGCGUGUUGGUCUAUCCAAGGUUUCGCGUUCGCCACUUUCGCUGUGAUGUAUUUAUCUGCAAGAAGCUAUUCUCAUCAUGUUUGGUACCUGAAAAAAUUUGAGGAUUAUCCAAAAGAUAGAAAAAUCUUUAUACCAUACAUUGUAUAAAUAAAUAUUUAAUAUUCAAAAACAUUGACGUUUUUAUCAACUAUCUUAAUGGUACGGAAGCAACUAAAAAACUUUAUUUUAAAUUAUUAUUAGCAAUAUUUUUAUUGGAAAAUACAUUUAUACUUCCUUUCUGUUUAUCAAAUUUUUGAAUUUUACAAUACAUGGCGCUGCUUAUAUUACUAUACGAGGUUCUUGGACUUAUUGCAAAUUUUAGACAAAAUAUUUUGCUGCUGCGUGUUGUGAUGUUAACAAAUGUAAUUUGUGUUGUUCAAAUCACUGUCGUAAUUUCUUUUUCGUGUUGCAUUUAAUUCUUGUGUAUUUUGUUUUGUCAUUACACUACUUUACAAAACCAAC
This is a messenger RNA of Ciona intestinalis (vase tunicate), 1253 nucleotides long. NCBI's taxonomy places the organism in Eukaryota, Metazoa, Chordata, Ascidiacea, Phlebobranchia, Cionidae. The record is from RefSeq and is a predicted model, not a curated record.